Crotalus tigris (Tiger rattlesnake) is the source of this 8042-nucleotide messenger RNA. RefSeq names its product F-box and leucine rich repeat protein 19 (gene FBXL19). The transcript is spliced from 14 exons. NCBI's taxonomy places the organism in Eukaryota, Metazoa, Chordata, Lepidosauria, Squamata, Viperidae. The record is from RefSeq and is a predicted model, not a curated record. Gene Ontology annotation, molecular function: protein binding; DNA binding; histone demethylase activity. The coding region runs from base 1016 to 3343 and encodes 775 amino acids. Gene Ontology annotation, biological process: protein demethylation; regulation of transcription by RNA polymerase II.
CCAUCCCGCCCAAUCCGCAGGGUCUCGCAAGGUGAACAGACCCUCCCCCAAACCUUGGCAUUGCUUUGGAGGGGGACCCGCGGUGCCAGGUGGCUAAAGAAGGGGACUCUUUCUGGGGAGGAGGACCAGCUAUGCCAUAGAUGAGCCCUUAAUUGAAAAGGAGGACGGGCUGAGCUAAUAAUUGGGGAGGGGGCCGCAGCUUUAGACCCCCUCCCCUUCCUGCUGCAAAGUGAAGGGAGAUGUAGUUGGAGGAACAAGCCAGAAGGGGCAGAGCCCCCUCCUCUUCCUCCUCCUCCUCCUCCUCUUCCACCUCCAGCAAGAGCGAGGGGAGUGGUCUGCCUGCAUUUGAAAAGGGGAGGGUGGGUGUUCAGGCAACUGAGGAAAAUCUCAGUGGUGGGCAGAAGAGGAGGAGGAGUCAGGAGGAAGCCAGGAGGGCUGGGGGGACUGGAGGGUGCACCCGCCUAGGGAAUGCCAAGGCUCUGUCCCAAAUUAGGGGUGCAGGAGGUGCCCGAGUAGGUGUGUGUGUGUGUGUGUGUCACAGCGUGUUAGCUCCCUCUCUGAUUACCGCACGGUGGGGAGGGGGGGAGAACUCUUUCUCACAUAUCAUUCCCUUGUUUUCUCCCAAGGGCAAAGCAGGAAAUAGUGGAGGAUAGAACUGGAGAGGGGGGAGAGGUGUGUGUGUGGGGGGGGGGGAACCGCUGCUAUGAAUUUAUAAUAGCCUCUUUGGGGAGAUUGUCCCGCCCCCUCUUCCCCUUUUUCCUCCCCAUUCCUCAAUUUGGUUGGGGGGGGGAAGACUCGGAGCCUCACGCACACACAGAUCCUUCAGCAACUGGCUGGAUCUCUUCUCCCUCUUCCCCCCCCCUCACCCUCACUUCCCACCAUGACAACAAAUCCAGCAUUAGAAUCGCCAUCCACCCCAUGGCCACACAGCAGGCUGCUGAUGGACGGGGAAGAGUCUUUGGUGCCUAGAUGCGCUUCCCAAAGCCCAGAGAGUAGCUGAAGCGGGACAUAGCCAAUGUCGUCCAGCAAAGGGGCAGGGGCUGGAGCUCGCCGGCGGCGGACGCGGUGCCGGAAGUGUAAAGCGUGCCUGCGAUCAGAGUGUGGGGAGUGCCAUUUCUGUAAGGACAUGAAGAAGUUUGGGGGUCCUGGACGCAUGAAGCAGUCCUGCCUGCAGAGGCAGUGCACAGCGGGCCAACUCACUGUGGGACAACUCGACGUGGCCAACUUGUUGCGGGACAAUUGGCCAGUUCUACCUCACACGGCCGUGUGCCUGGUCUGUGGGGAGGCCGGGAAAGAGGACACCGUGGAGGGCGAAGAGGAGAAGUUCAACCUGUCACUCAUGGAGUGUACCAUUUGCAACGAGAUUGUGCAUCCAGGCUGCUUGAAGAUGGGAGUCGCUGAAGGGGUCAUCAACAAUGAAAUUCCAAACUGCUGGGAAUGUCCCAAAUGCAAGAGAGAAGGCAAAUCAAUGAAAGAUUCGGGGGAUGGCACAGGGAAGCGGCGUUCUGACAAUGGCGAGGAAGGGGUCCGGUGGAAGCUGACCGAUGAGCCUGCUCAGAACAAGAAGAAGUUGCCACCAGCGCCGCCUUUGCCCCCGCCACCCUCUGAGGAGAAUCCGGUCCAGACGGGUGCUCACAAGCGCAAAAAGGAGCUCCCGGCCCCCGAGACGGGACCCAAGAAGAAGUUAAAAGGUACCCGGGAAAAACAUUUGAAAAAGGGCGCUGAGCAACCACUCGAUGGAAACAAAUUGGAUUCCAUACAGACCUGGAGCCGCAUGGGCAGCGGUGACUUCGAGGUGAAGGGGGCCAUCUCCCACCCGUCUAUUCACCUGAGCCAGAUCACAGCCAGCGACUUAGAGAAACCAAAGGGAACUCCUGGGCCUUUGGAGCCCUCCCCCCAGACAGACAAGUCCCAUCAGCGGGAGAAGUUGGAGCGCUUCAAGCAGAUGUGCCAGAUGUUGGAGCGGGUGAAGAAUAGCAGCAGUUCCAGUUCCAGUUCGGACUCGGAUUCUGACACGGAUUCUCGGGGCUCCGACGGUUCCAGCGGAGGGGUGUCGAGCCGAGCCAACUCCCCCACCACCCGUUCGCAGCGCUUGGCUGCCCUGGGCUUCAGUGCCAGCGAGGAGGAGGAGGACGAGGAGGAGGAGGAGGAGGACGACGAAGAGGAGGGUGGGCGGCGCAACGGCGGCUCAGAGACGACACGGAACGGGAAGCAGCCCAAAGCUCGGGGGAACUCUCAGGAGAAAGAGAACAAUCACCGCCCGUCCAGCAGGGGGAGCGAACGGGCCAAGCAGCAGGCGGGAAGCCGGAAAGCCGGCCGGCCUGCUGGACAGACAGGGCUCCGCAUGGUAGCCCGGACUCAGUUUCUUAACUGGCCUUUGGUGCCGUCCCCUCCCAAGCCUCUGCUACAGCUGGAGAGGCACGUCAUCCGGCCUCCCCCAGACAGCCCUGAACCUGACUCCCUGCCCUUGGACAGCGGCUCUGACCACAUCAUGCAGCGGGACAUUUGGUUGGCCGUCUUCCAGUACCUCAGCUAUCGGGAGCUUUGCGUUUGCAUGAGGGUGUGCCGGACAUGGAGCCGUUGGUGCUGUGACAAGCGGCUUUGGACACACAUUGACCUGAGCCAUCGGAAGUCAAUCACUCCCUCCAUGCUGAGCGGAAUCAUCCGACGACAGCCAGCCAGUCUGGAUCUGAGCUGGACCAGCAUCUCCAAGAAGCAGCUAAUGUGGCUCCUGAAUAGGUUGCAAGGCCUUAAGGAGCUCAUCCUAACAGGCUGCUCUUGGUGCUCUGUGUCGGCCCUCAGCACAGCCAACUUCCCCUCCCUACAGCUCCUAGAUUUGCGCUGGAUUGAGGAUGUCAAGGACUCUCACCUCCGCGAACUGCUCUUGCCUGCCACAGAUGCCAAGCCUGGCCAGACAGACAGCCGGGGCCGGCUGCAGAACGUCUCUGAAUUACGGCUCUCCGGUCUGGACAUCACAGAUGCCUCUCUGCGCUUGGUAAUCCGGCACACCCCUCAGCUUGCCAAACUGGACCUGAGCCACUGCAACCAUGUAGGUGACCAGUCUGUUAACCUGCUGACCGCUGCUAAUUCUCCACUCCGAGAGACCCUCGCUGAACUCAACCUCACCGGAUGUAACCGGCUGACGGAUCAGUGUCUGCCCCUUUUCCGCCGCUGUCCACGCCUCUCCCGUAUCGACCUGCGCUCCUGUCACCACAUCACGACGGAGGCCUGUGCUCGAUUUGCCGAGGACUCGGUCUCCAACAGUGGUGCCGUGCCCCCCGCCCCCGCAUCCUCACCUCCUUUCCAUUGCCCUGAGGAGAAAUUGCUGCUGAAGGACAGCUAAUACUCGCCCUGGGGUGGAGGCGCAGACAGACUCAGCUUCACCAAUCCGACCGUCGGACACGGACUCUGAGAGAACCUUUUUACUUAAAGCCAUGCACUGAACCAGAGUGGCAUCUCCACCCCCUUACUUGUGCAGCAAAGAGGGUGCGGGAGAGGGGGUGUCGUGCCCCCUUCCCCAGGCCUGGCCUACAGAGGGCCGGGUGGCCUUUUGCUCCAUCCACUUGUUCUUGGACAGCCGCGGAGUAAGUGGGGUCCGAGGUAGCCUUGUCGCUUUACAAUGCUGGGGAAAUGCGUAUUCCUCCCACCAUGCACUGCGCCGUCCCCUUCUCCCCACCUCCACCUCCAAAUGUCCCUCCGUGCCACCGUUGGUACACCCCGCUAUCUCGGGUCAGCGGGCAGUGGGGGGGGGAAGCGGGGGGGAGUUGACAUUCAGCCUUGAAAUGCUGGCUCGGGAGGAAGGCAGCUUCUUUGAUGGGGUCGGAUAUAUUACGUUUUUCCUGCCCCGUUCCUCACCCAAUGCAAAUGUGCACUCCAACCUCAUUGGUCCUCCCUCCCCUCCCACAUGCUGCCUUGUUGAGUUUUAAAAGGUGCGUGCGUGCGCGUGCGUGCAUGUGCGUGCUUGUCAGCCUGCCCGCCCAGUUCCCUUCCACGGCACUCCCCAGUUGUGCAUCUGCGGUGUGUGUUUUUUUUUUUUUUCCCAAGGGGGCCAAGCAAGAACCAGGCAGCUGAUUUCCAGAUUCCUUUGCCCUGUCUUUUCCCACUCUGUACCUGUUGGGGCUCUCUCCUGCCUCUUGCCGCUCUCUCUUUCCCAUAGCAGUGGAUGUUCUCUGGAGCUGGCACAUCUGCUGGCACACCCAUCUGAUCUGCUUCCUACAUCGGGGGCCCUUUGUACCCUUAAUUCUCUCCUCACCCAUCAGUAGGAGGCCAGAAAGCAUCUCUAUAGGCAUCCUUCCCUUUAGAUUUUCUUCUCAAGCUGCCAAUUCCAGCGUGCAUCUGAGGCCUCCUGUGGAUGCAGCCCCACCACAGCUGCAUCCACAGGAGCUCACUGGAUGCCCACACCGUGAAACACAUGCGCUGUGUUCCGUACACACAGCGUACCUGCUGCUGUCUUGUUUAUGCAUUAAACCUGCAUAUGCAUGCUCUUGCAAGCCACACACAUGGACGGAGUCCCUCACCAAGCUUUAGGCCUCUGCUCCUUAGCCAGAUUACUUUCACCCCACCCAUAUGUCAGUGUGCGUCUCUGCUGCUUUUGGCCAGUGUGGUCUGCAGGUGGGGAAACAAGAGUUUUGUUCGUGGAGCAGAGGGACGAGGCCGAAUACUUUUGUCCAAAAGAAAGGAGUACACUAGCAUACGUGAAAGGACGACACUAAACCUCCUGUCUCACUUGUUGUGUGUUGGGAUCCUUCGGGGAGGAAAGGCCUUAAAAGUCCCCUCUUCUCUCCCUCCAAGCCCCCUCAGCUCUCGGGAAACGCAUCUUCCUAGCACAUUGCUUCUCAACUAUUAAGAUGUGUGGACUUCAACUCCCAGAAUUCCCCAGCCAGCAUGAAUUCUGGGAAUUGAAGUCCACAGACCUUAAAAGUUGCCUAGGCUGAAAAACACAAGUCUACAGUAUUCUGUCGGGUCCCUGGGCUGUUCCCGGAGGAAAUUCCCUCCCAGGCUGUUUUCAUCCCAUCUUGGCAGGCUAGUCAGAUCAUGCAGCUCUUUUCAACCCAAGGCACUUCUCCCCAGAGCCAGCCUUCCUUCCUUCCUUCCUUCCUUCCUUCCUUCCUUCCUUCCUGUUUCUCCUCUCUUCGAAUUCCUCCUUUUCAACUCUGGACAGGAAAGCCCUCGCAGCUUCCCCCUCCGAUCUUCCCCCUCCUUUCUCAGUUUUUAUUCUUUUCUUUUUUUGUACCAUAAGCUUUAAUAACCACUUUGGGGACAGGGGGAGCAGGGGGCUGCCUGCGUUCCUUGCCCACAGUGCCAACUGUUAUUGAGCAGGAGUCGGCCGGGCUUUCUCUUAAUUCCAGCCGCUCUGCGCUGCCUCCGAAUCUCAAACUUGAACCCCCGUCCAACUGUUCGGGUAUGCGUGUGUGUGUGUAUACUUGGGUAUGUGUGCAUGUGGGAUUCCCCCCGCCCCCCCCUCUGUUUUCUUUGAAAGGUGGGGGGGGGAGAGAAAUACUGUAGAAAAGAAAAGUGGUGCAAAACGAAUGUCCUGGACUGACCGCUGGGCCUGCUGUCGGUCGUUUUUUGCUCCUUCUGCUCGGAGGCGGGAGCACGUGCUGAAUGCUGCUCUCCGUCCCUUUGGCCACGUUCGUCUUCGGGGUCGGGUGGGGGACUCGCUCUCUCUUAAAGGUGCCCAAUUCUGUCCAUUUCUCUUUCACUCUUUCAUUCCUUCUCUCCCAUCUCUGUCUUUCCCACCAUCCCAUUAUUAUUAUUAUUAUUUUGCUGUCUUAUCGUCUUGCGAGAAACCGUCUGGACUGGACUGGGGAAGAAGUGCAGCAAACAAAUUGUUCGUCCAGCCCAGAAACCUAACCCUCUCUUGGCUUGAACGGUUUUUUCAGAAGCCCUUCUUUUUUUUUCCCUCCCUCCCUCUUCUCUUCCUUCCCUUUCCUCUCUUUCUCUCUCUCUUUCCUUUUUCCUCCCUCACCCUGCCCGCCAUCCUCCUCCACCCUGUGCUUCAUCUGGGUUUUCAGAUGGCAUCAGAUACGCACGACCUUCCUGUGCGCGUUGGGGAGGGGAGGAUGGCACAAGACUGAUUUUUCAAUUUGGUCACGUAUCUAAUUUUUUUUUUUCUUUUAAUAUAUACUUGAACGUUCAUUUAUUACUAAAGCAUUACUUGAAAAAAAAACGCAGCGAUAGCUUGUGGAAUCGGAGGCGAGGUUUUCGGUGUUGGGUUGUGUUUUUUUUUAUUAUUAUUUUUACGGUUCUGUUGGGUGCUUUUUUUAUUAUUUUAAGAAAAUUGGUUUCGUUGUUACUUUUUUAUUUUUUUAUUUUUUAUUUUUCAUUUGUCUGAUUCAACAAAGUCCUUCCCUCUCACUCCAUUAACCAAAGAGGGCCAAGGUAUCAACUUUUCCUCCUCCACCUCCAUUUCUGGAGGGUUUUUUUUUUUCCCCUUCUUCUGCCUAGAAGUUCUCUCCUUUACUCACAACUCUUACAGAGCAAGUAUUAAACAAUUUUGAGGAGUGGAGGCUUUGGGGCUACGUUUGGGUGGAAAUAUUGUAUAUUUGAGGGAAGGUGUCAGUGGGCCUCUUCCAGAUCUUACGGCACAGCAUAAAUAUGUACUGUAUGGCCUGCCCUCAGUUUAGUGGUCCUGCCCCCCCCCCGUCCCAUUCCUACACUCCAUGGUGCAAACAAGGAAAGUAGGUUUCAUUCCACGCAGCCAGCCUCCUUGUUGAUUUGGGGCCUCCACUCUUCAUUUCUCCUUCGUGUGAAAGGAAAUGUAUACACUACGAGGGAAGAGCCAUCUAGCUUCAGAUAUUUGUGGCGGGGGGUAUGUGUUCUGCCACGGUGACUCUCCCAUCGUCAGCGUCUCCUUCUCAAAAGAGCAUGGCAGCAGCCAAGGGAGGUGCUCUUUUCAAGCAUAUCUUUUGAGGUUUGUUUAUUUUUUUACCAUUGUUUUUUUUUUAAAUGGAUGUUUAACUCUUGAAAAAAAAAAAGAAAAGAAAAGAAAAAUACCUCAGGUUUAAAAAGAAACGGUGAAGAGUGAGAGGGAAAACGUGGGAAUGUCAUCCCAAGGUUGCAUUACUCUGGAGCAGGGGUGGGCAGUUAUGGCCCUUUUACGACCCAUGAACUUCAACUUCCAGAAUUCCUGAGCCGGCCAUGUUGGCUCAGGAAAUCUGGGAGUUGAAGUCCGCGGGUGGUAAAGGGGCCAUAGUUGCUCUCUCCUGCUCUAGAUGGCUGCUUUAGGGACUGCACAUGUUGGGCGGGAAGCCCACUGGACUAGUGUGGAGAGGCAUCCAUGGCUCAGUGCUGGGUAGAGAUGGACACAAGUGAUCGCCCACCCUUCCAUCGCCCGAGCCCUCACCUCAGUUUUCCUCACCCAUUAUCACUCCAAAGACAGGCGCCUGCAACAGUGUGUGCAGGCCCGUCUCUCAAUCCCAAUGGAAAAGGAAUAUGGAGAAACGUGUUCGGUGUCUCUCCUACUCCCAGAUGUAGCUUCAGAAAGUAUUCCAAGACUCCACCAACCUUGAAUCUCAGAUGUGUUGGAGUCUAUGUCCCGGUGUUUUCAACCAGCAUGUUUGUUGGCUGCAAGUGGUAGGAGUGGUGGUCCACCGUCCCUUAGAGAUGAUCAAGUUGGGUAAGGCUGAGCUAUUCCAUAGGUCUCCCAGAUCCACAGAAACACACGCACAUACACGCCCAGGCAUCUUCCCAACUCAGUGGACCAAAGCUAUAUUUCCACCACCACCAUCUCCCACCAAUUAAUUGUUUUAUCCUCCAGCUACAACUUUAAUCUUCAAUAGACUCGGAUUGCUCCUCACCUAGAAAUUGAGACAAAGACUGCUGGGGAUGGGAAAGAAAGCAAGAAAGGGGUGAAAUAAAAAUGUAAAAAUCCAGUUUUUUGGAGCGAUGCAUCUCCGUGAUGUUUGAUCUGCACAUCUCCAUCCCAGCCCCUUGGGACUCUACAGGUGGGGAGGGAGGGGGAUGUGAGACCAGGUUCCAAUCUGAAUUUCAGGGGUUCUAUUAUUGUAUAAUAACUGUUUGCUAUAUAAACAAAAAAAAAA